This is a messenger RNA of Coregonus sp. 'balchen', 7802 nucleotides long. Lineage: Eukaryota; Metazoa; Chordata; Actinopteri; Salmoniformes; Salmonidae. The record is from the annotation of a GenBank genome assembly.
AACAAUGGCUGAACGAGGAUACAGCUUCUCCCUCACUACUUUCAGGUAAAUUAAAAGUACAAUAGAUUUCUGCGUAGCAAUCCAAAACGUACGCAAUUAACACCUUACCAUGAAGCCAUUAUCUGCGAUAGUUGUGAUCUUAUUAUAACUAUAUGGCCAUUAAAUGCACUUGAGGCAACACUACAAGAGAUGCAGUGUCACGCCGAUGUUAGCGAAUGCUUAGCUAACUAGCUUCCUACCGCUGUUGAAGAGUUGAAGCCACUGAUGAUGUAUAGCUUGAAGCGGGUUAGCUAGCCUAAGCUAACUAAUAUAUAAUAAUAUAAUAUGCCAUUUAGCAGACGCUUUUAUCCAAAGCGACUUACAGUCAUGCGUGCAUACAUUUUUGUGUAUGGGUGGUCAUCGGGGAUCGAACCCAGAUAUAAGAUAGAUAGUUAACAUAUCUAAUGUAGGCUAAUGUCAUAAUAUUUGUACUGGCAAUGCAGUUGCUAUCUAUUUUUGUUUUCCCAAUAAAAAACCCGUUAGCAAACUAGCUACAAUCCCCAUAGCUACUGUGUAACGUUAACUGGCUAACGUUAGCUAGCUACAUAAACAAAACUAUUCGGGUUUUGGCUACUAGCUACACAGCUGUCGUUAGUUAGCUAACUAGAUAGAUGAGUAGCUAACUAGCUAGUGAGAUAUUUAGCUAGUUAAGUUAGCUAACGUUAAAUGGUUGUAACUAAGAUUGAAUUAGAACAUUUCCAUGCUACAUAUCUUCCUCUUUUCCAACAGCCCCUCUGGGAAGCUGGUCCAAAUUGAAUAUGCCCUGGCAGCUGUGGCCGCAGGUGCACCCGCUGUGGGAAUCAAAGGUAAGUAGCUAACGUUAGCUAGUUAAAUAAAAACAGUGAUUUGGUGCAGGUAACGUUAGUUUACACCCACCCUGUCUAUUUAUUCGGGAAACACUCUUUUAAAGCCACUUUGAUACCGAAGUGACUUUCUCGUAGCAGGUUAGUGAAAAUGCUCUCCGAACCUGCGACGAAAAAAAUACUAAGUGUCCACUAUUUUUUCAGUGUUUUGACUGAUUUCAUUUAUCAGUGUCCACCCAAUUAAACGCCUCAACAAAGGAGUUGUACAUGUCACUACUCAACAUUCACUUUACUGAUCACAUUCUCAAGUAGCCUAAUGAGAGCUGAUUGCAAGCAUUGGAAUUUCAUGUAUUUUUGUUCCACUUCUUCCAGCCUCAAAUGGCGUUGUCUUGGCAACAGAGAAGAAACAGAAGUCCAUCCUGUAUGAUGAGACCAGUGUUCACAAAGUCGAGCCCAUAACCAAACACAUCGGCAUGGUGUACAGUGGCAUGGGACCUGACUACAGGUAAUGAGACCUCCUGCUUACCGGAAUUUAACUUAAACACAUAGCAUGUACUGUUCUUAUGACACUCCCUAGGUACUCUAGUAUACUGGCCACUUAAUAGGCACAUUAUGUUGUUUUUCAUUGAAUAGGCCUAUUUGUAAGGUUUAUGAUCUCUUAGUGUGCAUGGUCAAAUAAGGUAAAUCAACAAAGUAAACUAAAGCUACAGUCCUUGACUGUAAUGAGUACUUAGAGAGAUGCUUUUUGUUGUGUUGACAGGGUGCUGCUCCGGAGAGCCAGGAAGUUGGCCCAGCAGUACUUCCUGGUGUACCAGGAGCCCAUCCCCACAGCUCAGCUUGUUCAGAGGGUGGCCUCUGUCAUGCAGGAAUACACACAAUCAGGGUAUGGAGUAGGCUAAAAGUCAACUGUUUGUUUUCAGACUGUUAAGUAAGAAUCAUAGAAAAACUCUAUUAAACCCCAAUUAUGCUAAGUGUACCAUAUUAUGUAUUGGAUGUUAAAAUACACAAUUUUUAUAUUAUCUUGUAGUUUACCAAUAAAAUGGGCUGAUGGUGACGUAGACAUACUUGGUAUUCAUAUUCCUAAAGAUAUAAAUGAAUUUACCACAACCAAUUUCAAUAGAAAGUUUACAAAAAUAGACAAGAUUCUACAACCAUUUAUGGAAAAAUCACAGUUUACUUACGGCGCUGCCUACUCCAGACGAAAAUAUAUGGGAAUGUUUGCUCAAUCCAAAGUUACAACCAACUGAUUGCAGCAUUACUGCAAAAAUGGAGGAGGCAAGUGGAAGCGGGAGAAGGUAGGGAAUAUAUCAAAGACAAAUAUUAGCUGAAAAAGAUUGGCAUAAGUAGAAAAAUAUACCAGUUUCAGUUGAGGACAAAAAUGGUGACGGCUGCGCCAUACAGGUUGCUAAAUAGCUGGGAAGAGAUUUUCGAUGUACCGAUUCCACCGCACAUGGUGUAUGAACUGAUACAAAAAACAACACUUGAUUCAACGCUUCACGUUUUUCAAUUUAAAUUAUUAUACAAAAUUCUUGCCACCAACAGAAUGUUAUAUACACAAAACAUUAAGGACACCUGCUCUUUCCAUUACAUAGACUGAACCGGUGAAUCGAGGUGAAAGCUAUGAUCCCUUUUGUCUCUUGUUAAAUCCUCUUCAAUAAGAGUAGAUGAAGAGGAGGAGAUGGGUUAAAGAAGGAUUUUUAAGACUUGAGACAUGGAUUGUGUAUGUGUGCCAUUCAAAGGGUGAAUGGGCAAGACAAAAAAUGGUAGUAGGUGCCAGGCGCACCGGUUUGUGUCAAGAACUGCAAAGCUGCUGGGUUUUUCACGUUCAACAGUUUCCCGUGUGUGUAUCAACAAUGGUCCACCACCCAAAGGACAUCCAGCCAACUUGACACAACUGUGGGAAGCAUUGGAGUCAACAUGGGCCAGUAUCCUUGUGGAACGCUUUCGACACCUUGUAGAGUCCAUGUCCUGACGAAUUGAGGCUGUUCUGAGGACAAAAGGGGUGGGGGGUGGAACUCAAUAUGUGUAUCAGGGUUUCCGUUAGGAAAAUGUGGUGCUGGACAUUUGACUGGCAACAUUUGAGAAAUCUGCCGAACCCAUAUGCAUUGGGUGCGUAAGCUAAUUAGGGCGUCCACCCACAGUGCUCAGAAUGACAGUAAUCACAUUUAGAUUAUGGUAAUUCAUAUUAAUUAACAGAACAUGCAUGUCUAACAAUGUGCGGUCCUUCUGACCGAAUUCUGAUGUUCCCUUUGAAGAUGUUAGAAUAACUGUCCACGUUUACUUUUCCUCAGCCAAGAAGACGAAUAAUGAACAGCAAAAUCACUAGCCUAUGUCAAUCUUCUAUCCCCUAUAGUAGAAAAGUUUACCUAUUCUAUUGGUCAGCUUGUCGAGAAAGAAAUUCCAAACACUGGGACAGUUGUGGGAAGAUGUAUCCCAAAAUCAUACAACCAGUAGGCUUAGGCAAAACAUUUUUUAAAGCAAUGAGUGAUGCAAAAGAUCAGAACAUUUAGCUUAAAAUGUUGAUAAACUAUAAUUUGUGCGAAUGUUCGCUCCAUAAUGCAAUUAGCGGGGAAAAACAAUUGUCGAAAGGGCACCGCACAUGCGAGCAGUUUCAUGUGACAGAGAUUAAAAUAUCCAUUAGAUAUUUAGAGAGAUCUAAUAUGCUACUUUGAAGCAAGGUAAGACACGCAUCAUUUAUUAAAACGUUCUGGUUUCAAACAAUUGAGUAUAUGUUUCAAAAUGCGUAGCCUACUGCCUCCAGCUCAUUGCAAAGUGGUGUGUGAUGCGCUGAUGAGGCCUACCUUCUGUUGCUGUUUGAGAUGCUGCAGCAGCAGCUCUCGCCCUGUCUGACAGAUUUUCUGCUCAAAGACUCUGUAUGCUGUACGGUUGUGAUAAAUAAGAUGCAUAAUUAAUAUACUGUAGCCUACACACCGGCAAUUUAAUUAGACUAAAUUAUGCAAAUUAACCUAUAGACCAAUAAGCAUGACCAGUCAAAUUUAUUUCCAUCAAUGAAUAGGCUAAAAAGCAUUAUUUCGCAAUGGGAUUUUAUAUUCUACUCCCGGACAAUUGACCUGCACAAAAUGUAUUUAUCGGGCUUUUAGAAUUUAUCGGACAAACGCCGGCUAUUACCAGCUAACGUAAACCCUGGUGCGUAUAUGUGUGUGUGUGUGUGUGUGUGUAUAUAUACUGAACAAAAAUAUAAACGCAACAUAAAACAAUUUCAAAAGAUUUUACUGAGUUACAGUUCAUAUAAGGAAAUCAGUCGAAAUAAAUUCAUUAGACCCUAAUCUAUGGAUUUCACAUGACUGGGAAUACAGAUAUGCAUCUGUUGGUCACAGAUAUCUUUUAAAAAAAGGUAGGCGUGUGGAUCAGAAAACCAGUCAGUAUCUGGUGUGACCACCAUUUGCCUCAUGCAGUGCGACAUCUCUUUCACAUAGAGUUGAUCAGGCUGUUGAUUGUGGCCUGUGGAAUGUUGUCCCACUCCUCUUCAAUGGCUGUGCGAAGUUGCUGGAUAUUGGCGGGAACUGGAAUACGCUGUCAUAAAUGUCGACCCAGAGCAUCCCAAACAUGCUCAAUGGGUGACAUGUCUGGUGAGUAUGCAGGCCAUGGAAGAACUGGGACAUUAUCAGUUUCAUGCUGAAACAGGUGAUGGUGGCGGUUGAAUGGCACGACAAUGGGCCUCAGGAUCUCGUCACGGUGUCUCUGUGCAUUAAAAUUGUCAUCGAUAAAAUGCAAUUAUGUUUGCUGUCUACAGCUUAUGCAUGCCCAUACCACAACCCCACACAACGCCAUACGUGGUCUGUGGUUAUGAGGCCGGUUGGAUGUGCUGACAAAUUCUCUAAAUCGAUGGAGGCGGCUUAUAGUAGAGAAAUGAAUAUUACAUUCUCUGUCAACAGCUCUGGUGGACAUUCCUGCAGUCAGCAUGCCAAUUGCACGCUCCCUCAAAACUUGAGACAUCUGUGGCAUUGUGUUGUGACAAAACUGCACAUUUGAAAACCGCUCGCCCCCACGACCCAAUACUCACGAUCUAUCUUCUGCCCGGUACAGUUGAAACCCUGGAUUAAUCCAUGAAGAGUACACUUCUCCAGCGUGCCAGUGGCCAUCCAAGGUGCGCAUUUGCCUACUGAAGUCAUUUACGACGCCAAACUGCAAUCAGGUCAAGACCCUGGUGAGGACGACGAGCACGCAGAUGAGCUUCCUUCCCUGAGACUGUUUCUGCCGAAAUUCUUCGGUUGUACAAACCCCCAGUUUCAUCAGCUGUCCGGGUGGCUGGUCUCAGACGAUCACGCAGGUGAAGAAGCCGGAUGUGGAGGUCCUGGGCUUGCGAGGUUACACGUGGUCUGCGGUUGUGAGGCCGGUUGGACGUACUGCCAAAUUCUCAAACUGUUGGAGGCGGCUUAUGGUAGAGAAAUUAACAUUUAAAUUAUCUGGCAGCAGCUCUGGUGGACAUUUCAGCAGUCAGCAUGCCAAUUGCACGCUCCCUCAAAACAUGACACAUCUGUAGCAUUUUAUUGUGACAAAACUGCACAUUUUAGAGUGGCCUUUUUGUCUCCAGCACAAGGUAAACCUGUGUAAUGAUCAUGCUGUUUAAUCACCUUCUUGAUAUGCCACACCUGUCAGGUGGAUGGAUCAUCUUGGCAAAUGAGAAAUGCUCACUAACAGGGAUGUAAACACAUUUGUGCAUAACAUUUUUGAGAAAUAAAGCUUUUUGUGCACAUGGAAAGUUUCUGGGGUCUUUCAUUUCAGCUGAUGAAACAUUUUUAUCUUGCCCAUUCACCCUCUGAAUGGCACAUACACAAUCCAGGUCUCAAUGGUCUUGGCUUAAAAAUCCUUCUUUAACCAGUCUCCUCCCCUUUAUCUAUAUUGAUUGAAGUGGAUUUAACAAGUGACAUCGAUAAGGGAUCAUUGCUUUCACUGGUCAGCCUAUGCCAUGGAAGGAGCAGGUGUUAAUGUUUUGUAUACUCAGUGUGUGUGUGUAUAUACAGUGCAUUCAAAAAGUAUUCAGACCCUUUCACUUUUUCCAUAUUUUGUUACAUUACAGCCUUAUUCUAAAAUUGAUAAAAUUAUUGUUUUCCCUCAUCAAUCUACACACACUACCCCAUAAUGACAAAGCAAAAACAGGUUGACAUUUUUGCAAAUUGAUAAGAAAUAUAAAACUAAAAUCACAUUUACAUAAGUAAGUGUUGAAGCACCUUUGGCAGCGAUUACAGCCUCAAGUCUUCUUGGGUAUGACGCUACAAGCUUGGCACACCUGUAUUUGGGGAGUUUCUCCCAUUCUUCUCUAAAGAUCCUCACAGCAAUUUUCAGGUCUAUCCAGAGAUGUUCGGCCGGGUUCAAGUCCGGGCUCUGGCUGGGCCACUCAAGGACAUUCAGAGACUUGUCCCGAAGCCACUCCUGCGUUGUCUUGGCUGUGUGCUUAGGGUCAUUGUCCAGUUGGAAAGUGAACUUUCGCCUCAGUCUGAGGUCCUGAGCGCUCUGGAGCAGGAUAUCAUCAAGGAUCUCUCUGUACUUUGCUCCGUUCAUCUUUCCUUCGAUCCUGACUAGUCUCCCAGUCCCUGCCGCUGAAAAACAUCCCCAAAGCAUUAUGCUGCCACCACCAUGCUUCACCGUAGGGAUGGUGCCAUGUUUCCUCCAGACGUGACACUUGGCAUUCAGGCAAAAGAGUUCAAUCUUGGUUUCAUCAGAUCAGAGAAUCUUGUUUCUCAUGGUCUAAGAGUCUUUCGGUGUCUUUUGUCAAUCUCCAAGUGGGCUGUCAUGUGCCUUUUACUGAGGAGUGGCUUCCGUCUGGCCACUCUACCAUAAAAGCCUGAUUGGUGGAGCGCUGCAGAGAUGGUUGUCCUUCUGGAAAGUUCUCCCAUCUCCACAGAAGAGCUCUGUCAGAGUGACCAUCGGGAUCGAGGGGAAAAAUGAACGGAGAAAAGUACAGCGAGAUACAUUCUAUGACUGUCUGGGGAAAAAAUGUAGUUAUUCUAAUGUGAUAUAAUUCAAUUAAUGUAAAUUGAUUUGACCAAUGAAGGCUUUCGUGAGGGAGUCAAUUUGUUUCAUGUAGGCUUAAAUGUUGUUUUUUGUCUUCCGCUGCAGGGGUGUCCGUCCUUUCGGAGUAUCCUUGCUAAUCGCUGGUUGGGAUGAGGACAGACCAUACCUUUUCCAGUCCGAUCCAUCUGUAAGGGCUAGUUACCACCUUUUGAGAUAUGAACAUGUUUGUCUUAUGUAUUUUUUGUGAGAUCAUGAUGACUAUCAUGGUUUGAUUUCUCCACACAGGGAGCAUAUUUCGCCUGGAAAGCAACUGCUAUGGGCAAGAACUACGUCAAUGGUAAAACAUUCCUUGAGAAAAGGUAUUUCAAUCUAGUUCUCCCCCCCGUCCAAUUGGCACCAUAUUCACAACAUACGCAUGUCAUGUGGAAGUUGAGGUUAAACUGCAGCUGUUAGUAACCCUUUAUAAAUGUGGGGUAAAUUAAUGUCUCACUCAGAUACAAUGAGGACCUGGAACUGGAAGAUGCCAUUCACACAGCAAUCUUGACUUUGAAGGUGAGUUACUCUCUUGAAAGCCUCUCCUGCUGGGCUUCUAUGUGCUCCUGAUGUCAGACACACAUCUGUUAAGAGACCAGCAGCCUCUUGUGGUCUUUUUACAUUUGGGUCAUGAGCAGAAUCCUGAAUGCUGUAUUUUAUUCACAGGAAAGCUUUGAGGGUCAGAUGACCGAAGACAAUAUUGAAGUGGGGAUCUGCAAUGAAGCCGGCUUCAGGCGUCUGUCACCUGCAGAAGUGAAAGACUACUUGGCGGCCAUCGCUUAAAACAAAUGUGACUCGUGUUAGUGUGAUUUGAUUGUUUAUCUUUGGUUAUUGCAAAAAUAAGUUGACUACUGUAUUUUCCAACAUAACAGCAUUUGUUUCCCGUUUGUAUUCCAGUCCCUCCCUUCUGACAAGUUCAGUAACUUUCAAUAAAUUCCAGAAAGUAAAGAA